Molecule: messenger RNA, 1028 nt
Organism: Fusarium redolens
Lineage: Eukaryota; Fungi; Ascomycota; Sordariomycetes; Hypocreales; Nectriaceae
Exons: 2
Coding region: 249-1028 (259 amino acids)
Source: RefSeq, a predicted model, not a curated record
GUAAACAGUAGAAUGAAGGUGAGGCUUUGAGGCUUGUUCUUCAAGGCAAUAGUAUUCAGUAGAGGGGAAGACCUUUAGAAAUAGAGUCUACCAUCAAAGCCCAUCUUGCAUCUCCCGAUAUUUUCAACCAUCCGCCCCUGUGAGAUUUAUGCCGUUCCCCUCUUUUAGCAUUGCUAACAUGAUCACAGAAUAAUUCUGAGAAGACAAAACUAGUUUAUAGUCCGCGUAUAAUUGAAAGAAAAGGCAGAAUGGCUCAUCGAAGCAUCGAGAUGGCUGCUACUCCCAUCAAGGGCGUCGAGCUAGAAGACUUCCAGGGAGACUCCAGCACCACAAUGCCUCGCGCUCCCGAUGCAGUUAUCACGCAUUUCUGCCAUCUAACAUAUCUAGAAAGGCACGGACUAAGAGACCUGCAUAUUGCCUGGCUCAAGGUUUCCCACAACACCACAGACCUUCCCAGCCUUUGCCCAAUUACGCAGUCUCAACGCGAGUCCUUCUUCUUCAGUAUCUUCUCUGACUGUGAAUCUUCCAAACCUCUCUACAAUCCAGAACUCACAUUGGAUCUCUCCACAGAUGGAAAGAUUGAAGUUGGCGUAUGGAGCCAAGAUCUCCCAGUCUCGCGCGAGGAACGCAAACGUGCCCUGGAGAAUGGCAGGCUGAUCAAAAAGUGUUUAUGCGUCCUUCAACGUAUAAGGAUGACAAAGACAACCGUGAUCGAAUUCCUAUAUAUGGACGCUGAUGACGAGCUUGGUGAUCCAGAGUACGUAAAUUUCGAGCCGCCCGGCUCGACUCGUGUAGAUGCCUACACGCGAAGUAUUAAGGAUUAUGACACGAGCAAGGCUUCCCCGGUUCAUACAUUUAAUCUCGAGGCCAUCAUUCUUACUGCUCGCAAACGAAUCGUCAAACAUGCCAAAGCCGGCGUUAUGAAAGGUCGACUGCCCACAGAUACAGGCCACAGAGUCCCUGGGCGAUUUGGUACAGAUCCGAUCUGGCCCAAAAUCGAGAGUGGUGACGCCUGUUGGGGGACAUGA